AUGGAUCCGCUGUCUAUCACAGCUUCGAUCAUCACCCUGAUCGAGGCAUCGGGUAUCCUCACAAAGUCCUUGCAUGGCUUCAUUCAUGGUCUGAAGACGGUGGAUGCCAGGGUCACUAGGCUCUGUGAGGAGCUCAAGAACCUGACAAAUCUGCUGGAAGCAGUGGAAGGAGCCUUGAAAGAUUGCCGAUCCUACGACCUUGCAAAGGUUGAAGAAGACCUGCUGCAACAAAGCGAUAUCGCGCUUGCAGACUGCCAGACUACCCUGAAUGACUUGAAGAUGCUCAUCGAGAGAAUCAAGAAGGCGGCAGGCUCUCGAGCUCUUGGAUGGAAGAUCAAAGCCAUGUUCGACCUCUCAGUCCAUGGCAAUGAAUUAGUGGCAUUCCAAGAGAAGAUUCACAAGUCUAAUGGGGCUUUGCAGACGAUAUUUCACACCAUCACUGUAUCGCUUUCUCUCAAAAGCAAAAUGUCCCACACUCUGAUCAUGGACGAAUUAUUCAGAUUGAGGCAGUCUAUCGACCGAGCUCAUGAAAUUUCGGCAAAGCCAUCCGAAGUGUUUACGCACAGCUUCAGUCGCCUAUCCGACGCAAGACUUUCUAGAAACCUGAAGGCUCUGGCGAAAGCGGCCGAUGGCUUUUACUCUACUGCAAGCUCAUCUGCCGGCACAUCCCGGGGAGACCGCAGCGAAAGAACCUGGAAACCCUCGUCAUCCGCCGGUUUCAGUGGGCCAGGUCAUCUUUCAUCGUUCCAGCGAGAAAGAAUAGAGCGAUUCAUCGUCGACGGUCGAACUCGAAACGGAUCCAUGACUCCACAGCUGCUUCCGCAAGUAAAUACUUCGUUCCACAACCCGUCACCUCCAGAAACUUGUUUUUCGCCAGUCAAAAGCAAUCCUCCAGCUCCAGAUGACGGGGAUGAACUGAAAAGUCUGGAAGUUGCUGCUAGUGGAGACGACAAACCAGAAGAAGAAGAUGAAGACGAUGAUGAUGACGAAGCUGCGUUCAGUAGGGAAUACAUUCUCUGCAUUCGCCAGAUUGCGAUUGAGAGCAUCAAGGCUCGAGACUUCACCAAAGCUGGCGACCUAUUGGAGAAAGCUCUCGCACGAUGCGAGAAAGCUACCGCAGACAAGGAGGAGUACUGCCAGAGUAGCUACAUCUCGAUGCGCAGCCUCAAGGUCCAGCUUGCCAUUUGUUACUUCUUCCAGGGCAACUGGAAGUUAGCUGAACCUGUCGUUAUGGACUUGGCCUCUUCCAAGUCCAGUAGGGAUAGUGUGGUGUGCAACUUAUUGCAUGCUCUGGCACUUGCGUACUUGUCUGAGUAUUCCUUUGACAUAGCUCUUGACACCUGCAAGCAAGCACUCAGGGGACACGCACGAUUAUCCAAGCUACGCAAGACCGAUGUUAUCAUGCAAGACUUGAACAAUAGUUUAGGGUUGUUGGCUACGACGUACGAUAUGACUAGCGACUACCUCAGCGCAGAAGUCUUUCGACGCAGGCUAUCACCGGGAUUCAAGUACCGGCAUCCGGCCAAUGUUGCGGAUUUCCUUCAAAACCACUCCGACUUUCUCACUGCGGCUUUGGGCCCGUAUACCCUCGAUCCAGCCUGUGUGGUUCUACCAGACUCUCCGAUAGGACAGCCCAGUGAGCAGGAUGCCACCACGAGCUCACCAUCUGAACAGGAGGUGUCACAAGUCCGAUGGGAUGGCUGGGGGACCAUCAACCAUCUGCCCUCGAAUCUACGACUCAACAUGGCAAAUCACCGUCGGCUCGAAGUUGAUACGAGCAAAAUAGUAGUCGCACAUUCGAGAUCGUGCACCAUCGAAGGCCAUACAGUCGAUGAGAGUUCGCCGACGGAAACAAUCCCGACAAGCCCUGCGACAACAGCAUCUUCACCUAAUACCACACCUGAGAGUUCUCCUGUGUAUGGUCGAAUCGCUCGUUCAUUCAGUGCCAUGGGGUUGAACAGGUCAAUAGCUAGGCCAGAGCCUGGUCUUGGCACCGUUUCCGAGCUAUCACUGCCAUGCGAUUCUCGCCGACAAAGCACCCGAGAUACCAGACUGCCUCUGCGUUUGAACCGAGAGACCUGGAGUGCAAUCGAACUGGAACGCCCUGCAAUGCUUCCAGCGGCAAGGCAUACAGAAAGGUGGGCAUGGAUAAGAAAUUGGCGGAUGCCUCAAUCCGACGGUGUGCUCGAGGAGAGACGCCGGCCUACCAAGCUCCAGAGACGAUCUGCGACUCGAGUCCCGGGGCGAAGUGUGACUGUUGGCGAGUGGUUCACUCCCGCAAAAUGGUUCCGUACUGGUCGAACCGUUUUGAGACAGGCAAGUUCCUAUCAUCGCGUUGUAGUAGCUGCGGAACCCCGGCGUAUGCCUGCCGGACCAGGAUUCCCAGAACUCAACGGCAAUGCUGUAUCGGAGCUGGGAAUUACUAGUCGUACUCCGGAGCUCGAACAGCAUCAGUCGUCGCCAAUCUCAGCUACACCUCAACAGGUACAUUUCUACGUAUCACACUCUCGAGACAGAUCAAACGCAACGGCACUUACGGAAGUCCGUGAGCUGGAUGCAACCCCGGCGAUCUCAUGCGUGUCAAACAAUGCUACCCAGAUAUAG
Messenger RNA from Colletotrichum tamarilloi, 2604 nucleotides. RefSeq lists its product as uncharacterized. Gene Ontology annotation, molecular function: protein binding. The transcript is spliced from 3 exons. Bases 1 to 2604 code for a protein of 867 amino acids. The record is from RefSeq and is a predicted model, not a curated record. NCBI's taxonomy places the organism in Eukaryota, Fungi, Ascomycota, Sordariomycetes, Glomerellales, Glomerellaceae.